Molecule: messenger RNA, 921 nt
Organism: Drosophila takahashii
Lineage: Eukaryota; Metazoa; Arthropoda; Insecta; Diptera; Drosophilidae
Product: phenoloxidase-activating factor 3-like
Biological process (GO): proteolysis
Molecular function (GO): serine-type endopeptidase activity
Source: RefSeq, a predicted model, not a curated record
CUCAGAAUGAGUGCACAUAUCCCAGUGCUACUACAAUUUUUCAAUCAAUAAGAUGUGUUAUCCGCGCUUUCUGGUUUCCCUGACUAUUUUAACCGUUUUACUUUCAACAAUCCAAGGAGCUUCAGUUGGCCAAGAAUGCGGAAAAUACAAUGACGAUCAGUUCAAGAAUAACAAAAGUAUUGCAGAGUCAAACGAACAUCCUUGGAUUGGACAGAUCGUAAAAACGAAUGGCGAUGGAAAGAAUGAAUUGGUCUGCGUUGGCAUCCUUAUAGAUGCCCGUCAUGUGUUGACCGCCGCCCACUGCGUUUCAACUGGCAAAUUAAGUGAUAUUUCUGGCAUUGUUUUUGGAGACUCGGACUCCAGCAGCACAAACUCUAUUAGCCGGGUCACCGUCCAUCCAGAUUAUUCAUUGGACAAACGACAAAACGACUUGGCUGUAAUUGAGCUCACAAAAGCCGUUGAGUUUACUGAUUUUGUUCAACCCAUUUGCUUGCCUUCGGCGGAGGAACACAAAAGUGAGGCUCCCGAUUCGGAUCAUAUCGUUUCGGGAUUCGAGGGACCUUCAUAUCGUAGGCAUGAUCCCGCAUAUAAACGGUCGGAUAAGCGCAUAAAAACGGCCUUUAAAAGAAUUGACAGCAGUGAGUGCCACAAGCUGCAGGAGCGAUUCCCAGUGGAGCUGAUCUGUGGCCAAGACGAGAAGGACGCACUCGUUGCCCUAUCGGGAUCCCCUUUGGCAGAAGCUUCCGGGAAUCCGAGGAAGCUCCAUUUAAUUGGCAUUGUGACGGUUGGAUUUCCCACUAGCGACAAAUCGUACACGGGCUAUUUAAAGAUUCGACCCCACUUAGAUUGGAUUCUCAAGAAUAUCUAAAAUCAGAUUUGAUCAGUUUGAGUUAUAAAUAAAACGUCAUGUUUUUACGGAAA